GUUAGUCGGUCUCUCGUAUCAAUCCGAGCCGUGGCCCCGCCUUGCUUACUGGCGACAGUUCCGAGCGCAGCUGGGCUAUAAUAUUAAUGAGACCGAUUUCCCGGCACUUUUGAUCUCACAUCAUGAGAAUCCAUUCACAAGUCCGUCGUCAUGAAAAGAGAUACUUCUUCAUUAUCCGACAUCCAACCAGUGUACGACUAUGUCGUCGUUGGGGGAGGAACUUCCGGGUUGGUCGUGGCCAGCCGAUUGACAGAAGACCCCGCAGUCAGCGUUCUGGUCUUGGAGGCUGGAAGCGAUCGUGUCGACGAUCCGCGUAUCGCAGCCCCUGGCCUCUCGGCCAGUACCUACUUUGACCCUGAGUUCGACUGGGGUCUUAUAAGCGAACCUCAGGAAGGCCUUAAUGGCCGACGCCUUGCUCAAUCCCGCGGCCGAACACUAGGAGGCUCCUCGGCUAUCAACAUGGGGAUGGCAAUCUACCCUAGCGGUAGCGAUAUCGAUGCAUGGGAGCAGCUGGGAAACCCGGGCUGGAACUGGAAGUCUCUAUCCACCUACAUGCGAAAAUCGCAGACAUUCAUACCGCCAUCGGAUGAGGUUCGGGACCAGCUAUCGCUUGGCUAUGUUGAUCCAGAUGUUCAAGGGACCGAUGGACCCAUACAGAUUUCAUUUGGCAAUGGGCCUUUCCCGGCCUUCACUGCCGCCUGGCCUCGGACAUUUGAGGCUUUAAAUCAUCGGCUGACAGGAGAUCCAAUGUCUGGUCGGGCCAAUGGUGCCUUUUGCAACCCGGCUACAAUUCACGGAACCUCACGGGCUCGUAGUCACGCGGGCGUCGCCUAUUACACUCCCGAAAUAGCGCAGCGCUCUAACCUCCGAGUCAUUACUGAAGCAGUUGUGGAGAAGGUUUUGCUCGGCAAAACAAAUUGUGUCGAUGACGGCCAGGCCAUCGCGACGGGCAUCCAAUUCCGAGGGAACGAUGGAACUCAACGCACAGUGGCCGCAAGAGCCGAGGUUAUCCUGGCAGCCGGCACAAUCAAAACACCGCAUCUGCUAGAGCUCUCAGGCAUCGGUGACGCCAAGCGUCUUCAAGAGCAUGGUAUCAAUACCCUCAUCGACAAUCCUAAUGUAGGCGAGAACCUGCAAGAACAUGGCCUCGUCCCAUUUACGUGGGAGGCUGCCGAUGGCCAGAUAACUGGCGAAGCCUUACGCGACCCUGAAGUAGCCAAAGCCGCCAUGGAGGCGUGGCAGUCUUCGGGGGCUGGGCCAUUAGGUUCCCACCCCCUAGCUUCGGCUUUUAUGACUCUCCCGGAGCUGGAAAAGGGUGAGUUAUCUGGCCUCAUAGAAAAGCACUUGAAUGAGGACGGUUCAGCCAGACAAACCGCGCAGUACCGUAUCCUCCGCCAAUUUCUCGAAGAUACCGACGAGCCGACAUGUCAGUAUACGCUAGCACCAUUCCAGAUGACGCCCGACAAAGGCCCCGAUCCUAAAGGUACCUUUAGCAUGUUGGAGCCAGGAAACUACGUUAGUAUAGUGGCUGUCUUGAACAGGCCAUUUUCCCGAGGCUCAGUACACUUGGCCUCCUCAGAUCCGACAGAGCUGCCGACCUUCGACCCCCGUAUGCUGUCACAUCCACUCGACCUGGAGAUCCAAGCGCGCCAUGUAGUAUGGCUUGAGACCCUGGCAGCCACCGAGCCCAUGGCGUCGCUACUGAAGCCCAACGGCCGUCGACUGCAUUAUCCGACGCGUGUGACAAGCUUAGAAACAGCGCGAGAGCUGACGCGGGACCGCUUACUAUGUCAUUAUCAUGUUUUAGGAACAGCAGCCAUGAUGCCGCGGGACAUUGGAGGUGUGGUUGAUGAUCGACUGAGGGUAUAUGGGUGUCGAAAUUUGCGCGUGGUGGAUGCCAGCGUGAUUCCAUUGAUACCUCGCGGCAAUAUCCAGACGACAGUGUAUGCUGUGGCGGAAAAGGCUGCUGAUAUUAUCAAGGAGGAUAGAUUGGCGUUACUGUGAUGGUAUUUGACUCUCAGUAGCUUGCGAUAUGAUAGUAUCAGGCUUACUCUGGGGCGUAGAGGCACAGCCGUUGAACUGAUACCGUGUCUUUCUUUCUUUAGGCUGGCAAGUGUGUGAAUUUGAUACGAAGCACAUGCAUAUCUUUUGCUAAUGUUUUUGGAGAGGAUUUGGCCAUUAAUCGUGAUCAAUGAAGAUAAAUUUCCUAUCUUCUGAUGGUUUCUGGUCAUGUGGGAAGAAAAGGGAAGGGUGAGAAAUCUGUGUGAAGUAAUAGCUAGAAGGCACGUCUUUUAUCACCUAACCUACACUGGAAUAGAGAGGUGACCUUCUACCGUCUCUCGAGAUUGUAGGCCCUUGGCUUUCAUUGGCCUUGUGCACUGUGUAUUUAUUUCAUUCUUGACUUCUAAGUAGUACUGGUCCAAGCGGACUCAACCCUCAAGAUGCCAAAAUCCAGUCAACAACGAUGUAACAAA
Molecule: messenger RNA, 2474 nt
Organism: Aspergillus welwitschiae
Lineage: Eukaryota; Fungi; Ascomycota; Eurotiomycetes; Eurotiales; Aspergillaceae
Product: GMC family oxidoreductase
Exons: 2
Coding region: 151-2004 (617 amino acids)
Molecular function (GO): flavin adenine dinucleotide binding; oxidoreductase activity, acting on CH-OH group of donors
Source: RefSeq, a predicted model, not a curated record